Pristis pectinata (smalltooth sawfish) is the source of this 5440-nucleotide messenger RNA. RefSeq names its product fukutin related protein (gene fkrp). NCBI's taxonomy places the organism in Eukaryota, Metazoa, Chordata, Chondrichthyes, Rhinopristiformes, Pristidae. Bases 1008 to 2513 code for a protein of 501 amino acids. The record is from RefSeq and is a predicted model, not a curated record. Gene Ontology annotation, biological process: protein O-linked glycosylation via mannose. Gene Ontology annotation, cellular component: Golgi apparatus. The transcript has 4 exons.
UUGAGCAUUCAAACAAGGGAGAGGAAGUAUCUUUGUGUGUGUGUGUGUGUGUGUGGAGCCCAGCAGGGUCACACACAUCGAGACAGACAUCGAGUGCUGCUGGAAGAUCAUCAACCAAAGAUGCUCUUUGGUCUGCCUGAGCAAUGCGAAAAGCUGCUGGAGGAACUCAGUGGGUCAGGCAGCAUCUAUGGAGGGAAAUGGAAAGUUGACGUUUCGGGACGAGACCCUUCGUCAGGACUGGCAUUUGGUCUGCCCGAAACACAGGGAGAUGUCUGUAAGGGAAUGCUGCUGGCUGGCAUGUUCCAGGUUGCAGGAGUGUGUGCUGAGGGAUUCACGGAAGCUUUCCCUGUUGACCCUCAUCAUAGAAAACGUCGUAUCCGGAUGCGUCACGGCUUGGUAUGGCAACUGCUCUGCCCGAGACCGCAAGAAACUGCAGAGAGGUGUGGACACAGCUCAGCGCGUCACGGAAACCAGCCUCCCCUCUAUGGACUCUGUCUACACUUCUUGUUGCCUUGCAGUAAGAUGUCCGUAAGGGAAUGCUGCUGGUCGGCACAUUCCAGGCUGCAGGAGUAUAUGCUGAGGGGUGCACUGAAGCUCGGUGCAGCCAACAUUAAGGAUCUAUGGGGAAGGAUCACAAUCUAGGGUCCUUCCACUACUGGAAAUGGGAAGGCUGAGUCGGGUAGGGAAACUCCUCAAACAUUGAAAAGGUUUCGUGGUCAUUUGUGCAUAUCCUGUAAUGCACAGAGAUCACCAACAAAACCUCACAUCUGGGACUGUUGUUGUGACAGAAGCACUUGAAGGAGAGGUGGAACAAACUGUCUCACCAUAAUUUCAGAUCCAUUCAAGAUGAUACAUUCCUGAUGAAUUAAUUGCAAAUAUAACUUGUCCAAGAAUCAGGAACCUGGCGCAGUUGUUACUUUAAUAAUGUCAAAAGGCAACAAGAAAUUGUUUACGAAAAGCUGCUAAUUGAACUAAUUGGACACACUCCUGAAAUCAUAAGUAGCACAAUGCGGAUUAGUUUAUGCCAGGUGCUGUUGACUGGGGCAAUAUUGAUUAAUCUGGUGGUUCUUUACUACGUCUCCAGAACCCAACAGCAAAUGUUGAAGCACAAAGAACCAGGGAAAGCUGUCUCUCGGAGGCUGUCACUUUCACGAGUCACUGGAAUUACUGUGCUGAUCAGAGAGUUUGAAGACUUUGAGAAUUGGGUAGUAGGCGUUGCGCAGUCCUUCAUGAAGAAAAGGCCAGAUCAGCCCAUUGUGGUGGUGGCUGAUAAACUACCCUACCCACCAUUGGAUCUGCCUGAUAAGCAAAAUAUUCAGGUGGUCCUGUUGAAAGCAUCUCCUGAUCAGCCACACUAUGUCAUUAGACCUGAAUUUUAUAUCAAGACAGAGUACACCCUUCUGGUGCCAGAUGGGGUACAGUUGGACUCAACUCAGCAAAUUGACCGCCUUCUUCAGGAAUUUGAGUCCAACAAAGAGAAGGUCCGAAUGGUCGCAGCCCCUGUUCAGCCUUCUGGAAUGUUUCAAUGUCUAAACUUGCGAGUUAACCUGAAGGAAUGGAGUGCAGUUUACAGCCUCUCUGCCGGUCAGAUUUGCGAUGCCAUCGGUGGAGAUACUGUGGUUCUUGUUCGGACAGAAGACUUGUUCAACCUCUCUCAGCCUAUGCUGAGGCCGCUUAUGACCUCCCUCUUCAUUCAGUCUUCACUGCAUGGCUGGAGGGUGAAGACAGCAGAGAAUGUCGUUUUCUCUUCAUACCACCGCUCUCUGUACAUGUCAGCCCACAACCAAUGGAAGGCUGACAACCAUGCAAAAGCAAGGUUGGCUCACCUCUUCAAAGACUUUGGCAUAAAACGUGUGGUUCAGGUUGAUGGGAAGGAGCACUGGUACGGAUGCAACAAAGACACUCCUCGCUGUUUUGGCACUGUGCAUGACGACACACCCGAAUACCUGUAUCAGAACAGGUGGACUCCGCCUUGCUGCCUCAAAGCCUUGCGUGAGACUGCCAAAUAUGUUAUAAAGAUCUUGGAAUCCUCAGGAGUCCGCUACUGGAUGGAAGGUGGCACACUACUGGGAGCAGUCCGUCAACAGGACAUCAUUCCCUGGGACUACGAUGUGGAUCUUGGAAUUUACUUGGAAGACGUGGAGAAAUGUGAGUUACUGAGGAGUCUGGAUUCUGGCUCGGUUGUUGAUGAGAACGGCUACGUGUGGGAAAAGGCAGUGGAAGGAGAAUUCUACAGAGUUCAGUACAGCGAAAGCAACCACUUGCAUGUUGACCUGUGGCCCUUCUAUGCCAGAGAAGGGAUCAUGACCAAAAACACCUGGAUGGAUCACAAGCAGGACGUUGAGUUCCCCGAGCACUUUCUGAAGCCACUUGUACCCAUGCAGUUUGCUGGGGUGACUGCUAAUGCACCCAACAAUCACAGGCGCUUCCUAGAAUUGAAAUUUGGGGAGGGGGUCAUUGAAAACCCUCAAUACCCAAAUCCUGCAAAGAAAAGAUUGGAGAAGGUGGACUAAGUGGCGGAAUCGGGUAUCUCAGAAUGAGAUAUGCAGCAGUUACAUGAGGGGCUCCAGAUGUUAGAAUCUUUUGAGAAGUGCUCUUGCCAUGGAACAUGAUAUCCCACCUAUUUGUUUUCUCUUAGCAGUUUCCUGGGAGGCAGUUCCAUGAUCACUGUCUGGCCUUUCUUCACGUACAAAUGCAGACAGUCAUGGUUGUUGGGAGGUAAUGGGGUUUGAACCCAGCCUUAUCCUAUCCCUCUGUCUGUUAUCCACAUGCAUGCCUUUCCUAACAGGAGAUGCUGCAUCUCCACAGCUGAACACAGUGUAGUCAAACGUUACCUGACCUUUUGACUCAUUUAUACAUCAAACAGUGCAUUUGCCCACAGUCUUGAUGUAUAGGUGAUAUUUCAUCCCUUAAAAUCUAUAGAAUAAGACUAUAGAUUGAAUAAACAAAUUGUGGGAUAUAAAGAGACAAAUUUGCACAAAGAAGACCAUGUUGCAAGUGGAUAUCUCAAGACUCCUAACCACAAUUUAUAAGGAGUUAUCUGAUAGGACUGAAAAAAUAUAGCAACCCAAUGUUAUAAUGUGUAUGCACAUCUUGAAAUGUUAAGAUAUGCCGAGCACUAGAGGGUGCUCUGUGAUGGUGCAGGGUCUGUGUUGAACAUAUCCUAAUCAUAGCUAAUUUUCUGAUUAUUAUUUGAAAAACCUGCUGCUAACUCUGUGCAUCCACAAUUUGAUGAACUAAACCAUUGCCCAUUAAAUACUGUUUCCAGUCCAAGUAUUUUUGUCAUUUAUAUGCACAAGGCUUUAUCCGUUCAGUUUCUCCAGCUUUACUCUGAAUUUCACAACACAGUUCCAUCUUAACCAGUAAUCUGUUGCUUGUAUCCUAACUUUUAUCAUUAACUUUAUUGACUCCCCUUCAUUCAGUGCAUUUAAAUCUAACUAUUACUCCUUACGUACAUAUUACAUUAUGGCUUUGCUCUAUCUUGUCUUUACAAUUUCCUUGGCUUAGUCUAGCAUUCUCAUCUUAGAGUUAGAAGGUUGUGUGUUCAAAAAGCACUUCAGAGAUCUGAGUACAUAAUCUGUGAUGAUUCGUGUAUAUAUAUAGUUCUGAGGGAGUGCUGCAUUGUUUGGCAUGUCAACUUUCAAUUGAACCUUAAAUUGCCCAAUAAUUACAGGCACUUCCUUGAAUUAAAGUUUGGGAGGAGUGCAUCCUUUUGAAUAGAUACAAAAGGUCUUGGUAAGUUAUUCAGAACAAUGAAAGAAGUUUCUGCCAAUGUUCUGGGUUACAUUUUUCACAUUUUCUAGUUAUUAUCUCAUUACUUUUUGUGGGAUCUUGCUGUGCUCAAAUGGGCAGCCCUGUUUCCAUUACAGUUCUUCUUUGGCUGCAAAGUGCUUUGUAACAUCCUGAGGACAUAAAAGUUACCAUACAAAAUGCAAAUUGUUUCAAGCCAUCAUAUAUUAGGGUUCAUUCCUCCAGGUCAAAAAUAGAACGCUGAAUGCUUUAACUUUUCACAGGUUACCAAAUCUCAAUAACAUCACUCCACCCAUCCUCCACCGCAGAACCCUACUACAGUCACCCAGAGCUGAGCUGUUACCUUAUCAUGGACCAUGGAACCAAAGCUGGACUUUUACACACUGAUUUCAUUUAAUGAGUCCUGAGGAACCAGCAAACCAUGAGAUCUCACUGAGGCAGCAACAUGUUCUAAAUAUUUAAUGACAGCAGGGUUACAGUGACUGAGACCCAAGUACAAAAAAAUUAAGGCCUUGUGAUUCUGCUGAUUGUCAGCUUUUGGCCCACUCACAGGAAAGAACUAAAACUAUCUCAGCUAUUUCCUUUUAAAGAUUAACCAUCAAGUGUUAUCCCUUAGCAUUCACCAGGAGGAAAAUAUCAGAAUUGGCAUCUCACCUCUCUCUCAAAAUUUUUCUCCCAGCACCUUGACCACUCACUUCGCAAAUAUUCUCAUAUCUUGAUGAAUUACAGGCUCCAUAAACAUUAUAUCAUCUUCGCUACCUCAGCCACACAGCUGAUUUUAAUGCCUGUCAGAUUGUAAAGAAAAAUUCUACUUUCAUAACCUCAAGACACUCUAAGAAUUAAAUACCACAGAUGCUUGAAAUCUGAAAUAGCAAAAUGCUGGGAAUACUCAGCAGGUUAGGCAAUAUCGUUUGGAUUGGAGGUCAAGACUUCAGGUCAUUUAGUCCAAGCAUUUUGAUUACCAGACCAUUAAUGUAGCUGCUGUACUAUUGUACCCCAUAAUAUCUAUAACGGGUACAUCCAUGUUCCAGAGGGGAGCAGCACCCAUAGUCCAAUCAUAGAUGUCCAAUCGUGGCCUCUUUUUUUUUAAGGUAAAUGUUUCGUUGUUAACUUUGUUUCUCCACGGGUGCUGCCUGACAUGCUGACCAUUUCCAGCACUUUCUGUUUUUAAUCUCAGAACAUCCCAAAGUGAUUUACAGCCUUUGAAGCAUACUUAUAAGGAUCGACAAACUUUACCUAUGGAGGACUUUCACAACUGAGCCCAACAAGGUCAUUGCUCUUGUCUCCCUCACAUGGACAUUCAAGUAGAACCAGUUCACCAAUUAAUAGUGCAUUUUGGGCCUUGAAUCAAGGAUUUUCUGCACCAUUGAUCUGUUUGUUAUCAACCAUGGUUCAAUGUAGCACUUUCUUCUUAGAGUCAGGACAUAGUUGGUUCAAACAUCACUGCUUGGACUUGAGCAUGUAACCCAGGCCAGUGCUCCUGUGGCAACUAAGUGCUAAAGGAGUGCCACACUCUUUGAAGUUUCUGUGUUUUGUAAUGAAAUGUUAACCUGAUAAGAUAUACCAUGGCAUUAUUUGAGCAGCAAAAUUCUCUUCCAUUCUCAGCCAAUAUUUAUCCCUUAACCAACAUCACCAACAGAGACCAUCUGAUUGAUAUUACAUUGCUGUUUCUGGAAGCUUGCUCUGCAGA